GCCGGUGCUGCUGAGCUCUGCUCUCUCGCAGAUGGAGAUGGAUGACGGGAAAGGCGGCACAGGGCUGCGGCAGUACUACCUGUCCAAGAUCGAGGAGCUACAGCUCAUCGUGAACGAGAAGAGCCAGAACCUGCGGCGCCUGCAAGCGCAGAGAAAUGAGUUGAACGCUAAAGUGCGGCUGCUGCGGGAGGAGCUGCAGCUGCUGCAGGAGCAGGGCUCCUACGUGGGAGAAGUGGUGAGAGCCAUGGACAAGAAGAAAGUGCUCGUCAAGGUGCACCCGGAGGGGAAAUUCGUGGUGGAUGUGGACAAGAACAUUGACAUUAACGAUGUGACCCCAAACUGCCGCGUGGCCCUGCGCAAUGACAGCUACACCCUGCACAAGAUCCUGCCCAACAAAGUGGACCCUCUGGUGUCCCUGAUGAUGGUGGAGAAGGUUCCGGAUUCCACCUACGAGAUGAUCGGGGGCUUGGACAAGCAGAUAAAGGAGAUCAAGGAAGUGAUCGAGCUGCCUGUCAAGCACCCUGAGCUUUUUGAGGCGCUGGGGAUCGCCCAGCCCAAGGGCGUGCUGCUCUACGGACCCCCCGGCACGGGCAAGACCUUGCUGGCCAGGGCUGUGGCUCACCACACCGACUGCACCUUCAUCCGCGUCUCGGGCUCCGAGCUGGUGCAGAAGUUCAUCGGGGAAGGUAAGAGGGUGCGAGGGGAGGCGGCUGCCUCUGACCUUGGGAUGGGGCUCUCAU
Molecule: messenger RNA, 740 nt
Organism: Mesitornis unicolor (brown roatelo)
Lineage: Eukaryota; Metazoa; Chordata; Aves; Mesitornithiformes; Mesitornithidae
Gene: PSMC5
Product: proteasome (prosome, macropain) 26S subunit, ATPase, 5
Exons: 6
Biological process (GO): proteasome-mediated ubiquitin-dependent protein catabolic process
Cellular component (GO): proteasome regulatory particle, base subcomplex
Molecular function (GO): ATP binding; proteasome-activating activity; ATP hydrolysis activity
Source: RefSeq, a predicted model, not a curated record